AUGUGUGGGAGCUACCACGGCUUUAUAGCUGACGAUCCUAGAGCCAUUUGCCCAGAGUGCAAAUAUACUCUCUCUACCGAGGUGCCUUAUGUUGCAGCACAGGCUAUCACCGAAGGAUCAUCUGCUGGUGGUGGUGGUGGCGGAGGGUAUGUGAAAGAUGUUGUUACAUACAUGAUAAUGGAUAAUUUGGAAGUGAAGCCUAUGUCUACCAUAUCGUGUAUAGCUAUGUUGAACAGGUUCAAUGUUAAGGAGGUUGGUACCCUUGAAGAGAGGAUGGUUCUUCUAGGCAUGGAUGAGGGUCUGAAAUUGCUCAAGGCAUCAUUGGAGUCUAACGCAGUUCUUACCAGUGUCUUCCUUGGGAAGAAAGAGGAGUAA
This is a messenger RNA of Prunus armeniaca (apricot), 375 nucleotides long. NCBI's taxonomy places the organism in Eukaryota, Viridiplantae, Streptophyta, Magnoliopsida, Rosales, Rosaceae. The record is from the annotation of a GenBank genome assembly.